This is a messenger RNA of Coregonus sp. 'balchen', 39386 nucleotides long. Lineage: Eukaryota; Metazoa; Chordata; Actinopteri; Salmoniformes; Salmonidae. The record is from the annotation of a GenBank genome assembly.
GUAUGAACGCGGCCGUGAGGGCCACAGUCAGAGUUGGUAUCUACACCGGAGCCAAGGUCUACUUUGUUCAUGAGGUAAAGUCAUACAGUAGAAUCCUAGAAUCACAAUCACAGUUCUGUGAUCCAAGUUUAUUCACUUGAUAAUGUGUUGUCUAUCAUUGCUGAUCACCCAUAGAGUCCGCUACUAUCCACUCUAUCCUGAUUACCAUUGUAAUUUAUCUAACUGAAGUUUUAAGAAAUACCCCCAAAAAUGGAUUCUAUCACAACCCACAUUGAGAGAAGAGUUGUGUGGCUGCAGUAGCAUGCUGUUGUCUCCCAUUUCAGAAGGCAGUGUUCCUCAUAUGUGAGUGAAACCACAUUGAAGAUAAUGGAGUUUGUAUUUGUGUUGAUGAUGUGUGCAGGGUUACCAGGGUCUGGUGGAUGGAGGAGACAACAUCAAACUGGCCACCUGGGAGAGUGUGUCCAUGAUGCUGCAACUGGUGAGUCCUGUUAUCAGACACUCACAAGCACUGAUGCCAAUACAGUACACAACUGUCAUAAGCUGUCAUUGUCUAGAGAGGGUAUUACAGUAAAUGAAUGACAAGAAACCAAGAGGACUGGUUUAUUUUAAUAUUAGAGACUGAUACAAACACACAACCAAAAGUGUUCAUAGAUAGAUAGAUAGAUAGAUAGAUAGAUAGAUAGAUAGAUAGAUAGAUAGAUAGAUAGAUAGAUAGAUAGAUAGAUGAUGCCUACUGUAACUAAGAGAGAGCAGGGAUGGGAUCCAGUAGUACAAGCUGACCUCCACGUACACAGGGUGUUUAAGUUGAGUUGGGAAGUGGCCAGGCACCAUGGAAAGAUCCCAGCAGGGUGUGACUACAGAGCUGCCUCUCUGUACUGAUAGCAUUACGUAUUCUCAGUACUCAAACUGACCUAGAGUUGAGCUGCAGAUGAGAUGCAAGAUUCACAUGCAUCACUAAAGAUCAUGUUUCACGUUUAGAAAAGUUACAAAUGGCCAUCUAGGCCUUCAAUGAUUUUUAACAGGCUCCACCAAAUUGCAGUCCACAACUUUGUCCAUUAUUUCUUCUAAUUCUAUGAGUCUCUCUCUACCAGGGUGGCACGGUCAUCGGCAGUGCCCGCUGCAUGGACUUCAGAGCCAGGGAGGGCCGCAUGAAGGCUGCCCUGAACCUGGUCAAGCUGGGCAUCACCAACCUGUGUGUGAUUGGGGGUGACGGUAGCUUGACCGGAGCUAACCAGUUCAGGACGGAGUGGUCCACUCUGCUGGUUGACCUGGUCAAAGCCGGUAAGACUGAGCCCCCGAACCCCGGGAACCAUAGGAAAACCCUAAGAACUGAGUGUAUUGCAGACGUGGGUUCAAAUAGUAUUUGAGCGUUUGUUUGAGUCUGCCUGGAGUGCCAGAUGGGCAAGUUUGCACUUUUGAGGCUAUUCCAUUGGUUCCAUGGUGCCAGGAAAACUCAAUCAAGCACAAUGAAAGUAUUGUAAAGAAAACAUAUACUAUUUAAGCCCAGGUCUGGUACAUUGGUGGAAUGGCUGCUGAAUAUGACUGACAGUAUAUGACUGACUACUGUGUUACCAUGGUUGCUCUCCAGGUAAAAUCACUGAUGACGAGGCCCGGAGAUCGUCCCACCUGAACAUCGUAGGCAUGGUGGGUUCCAUCGACAAUGACUUCUGUGGGACAGACAUGACCAUCGGGACUGACUCUGCUCUGCACCGCAUCAUAGAGGUGGUGGAUGCCAUCACCACUACCGCACAGAGGUGAGGAGAGGUCAUCGCUGUCACAUGCAAAUUUGAUUUGCAGCUGUGCACACAACACAAACAGACACACACACACACACGGUUGAUGGGCUUAAUUACUUUAAAUAGCUAAUUGGACACACUCCAUAAACGGCAGCCUGACACACGCAUGCACAGUCUAGUGCUGAGCGAUUAGUGCUUUUUAAAGGUUGGUUUGGUUUCAGUUAGAUUAUAAAAAAAUUAUAAUGGUUUCCGAUUUCGGUUUCGAUCAUUUUUUUCAACACUAAAGUCAUUGAAAUAAUGACAUUAAAAUGGUUUUCAAGCUUUUUCAAUUGCCAAAACAUUGGAAAUAUUCCAUUGUCUCUGUCAGGUCCAUUGGGUAUGCAUUAAUAGAAAAAUAGGAAAUUACUAUGAAAUAAUGAAAUAUUUCAGUUGUGUAUAUUACUUAGUUUUUAUUUGAUGACUUCAUUUGUUGCAUUCCUUAAAGUCAUCAUCUCAUCUCUGCUCAGGCGGUAGCAGCCAGCCAGCCAGACAACCAUCUCUGUACUGUCUUUAGUCAUCCUAAUUAUCUAGGCUAGCCUGCCUAUGUAUGCUGCAGAGCUGUCUGACUAAAUCAUUUUACAUUUACAUUUACAUUUUAGUCAUUUAGCAGACGCUCUUACCCAGAGCGACUUACAGUUAGUGAGUGCAUACAUUUUCAUACUUUUACUAGUUCUUCCCUCUCAUUGUUCUGUUGUGUACAUUCCUCUCUCAUGCGGUAUGUCUGUAUCUAACCUAACUUAGCAGGCGUAAAAGUGUAUCCGUCUCUGUCCGAGCUGGAAAGAACAGGCGCAAUGGAUUAUGGUCAUUGUAGUUAAUUAACACGUUUGUGCACUGAACUAGGUUGAAUAUUUGCUUAUUGAAAACUACAACUCCCUUCAGCCCAGCGUCUCACAUAGUUCUUGACUUAAUUUCUCUAGUGAAUUAUUUGAUUUAUCUUUAGAGCAAAUGGCACCGUUGGGCUCACAAAAAAACAGAACUAAAUGGAAUUCAAGUACUUGAACCUAUGUCGGUCAGUUAGUUGUUUAAUAACAAAAAAUAAAUACAAUUUGGUUAAUCGCUCAGCACUAAAUCGCUCACACACCCUGUUUCUGUUUUCUCUUCUGAACCUGGUUUAUAACAAAGAUGGUUAUUCUGUUGUUCUCCUCAGUCACCAGAGGACCUUCAUCCUGGAGGUGAUGGGUAGACACUGUGGCUACCUGGCCCUGGUGACUGCUCUAGCCUGCGGUGCUGACUGGGUGUUCAUCCCAGAGAUGCCCCCAGAUGAGGGAUGGGAGGGGCAUCUGUGCAGAAGACUGGCUGAUGUAGGUUUACAUGAACAGAUAGACUGACCUCUGACCUGAAGGAUUCUCAUCUCUUCUCUCCUUUCCUCUCCUAUUUUCUCUUAUCCAUAAUUAAUGACUUUUUAAACACACCACAUUACAACAUAAUCUUUAAUCCCAGUUAUCGGUUUCCAUUGUUGAUACCUAAUCAUCAAGCUGACAUCUUGUGUCUUUGGUCUCUGACAGCAAAGAGCCAGAGGAUCUCGUCUGAAUGUGAUUAUUGUGGCUGAGGGAGCUAUGGGCAGAGAUGGAAACCCCAUUGGCUCUGAAGACAUCAAGAAGGUCAGCAAGCUCUCCUCAAAUUACUGUACCUCGCAGUUCAAAUUACUUUGUUUGCUUGUUUUUUAGGACCUCUUUUAGCGUUGCCUUGACCACCAACCGGAUCACUCUCUGGGGACGAGGUUACUUCAAAUCAAAGUUUAUUGGUCGUGUACACAGAUUUGCAGGUGUUAUAACAGCUGCAGCGAAAUGCUUAUGUUACCAGCUCCAAAAGUGCAGUAGAAUGUCUUGCAAAUACAAUACAAUUCCCCCAAAACAAAACAAAUCUAAGCAAGAAAUCAAGAAAUAACAAUCCAAGUAGAUACAGUUGAAGUCGUAAGUUUACAUACACCUUAGCCAAAAUAAAUUUCAACUCAGUUUUUCACAAUUCCUGACAUUUAAUCCUAGUAAAAAUUCCCUGUCUUAGGUCAGUUAGGAUCACCACUUUAUUUAAAAAAUGUGAAAUGUCAGAAUAAUAGUAGAGAGAAUUAUUUAUUUCAGCUUUUAUUUCUUUCAUCACAUUUCCAUUUUACAUUUACGUCAUUUAGCAGACGCUCUUAUCCAGAGCGACUUACAAAUUGGUGCAUUCACCUUAUAGCCAGUGGGAUAACCACUUUACAAUAUGUAUUUUUUAUUUUUAUUUAUUUUUGGGGGUGGGGUAAGGGGGGGUAGAAGGAUUACUUUAUCCUAUCCCAGGUAUUCCUUAAAGAGGUGGGGUUUCAAGUGUCUCCGGAAGGUGGUGAGUGACUCCGCUGUCCUGGCGUCAUGAGGGAGCUUGUUCCACCAUUGGGGUGUCAGAGCAGCAAACAGUUUUGACUGGGCUGAGCGGGAACUGUGCUUCCGCAGAGGUAGGGGGGCCAGCAGGCCAGAGGUGGAUGAACGCAAUGCCCUCGUUUGGGUGUAGGGACUGAUCAGAGCCUGAAGGUACGGAGGUGCCGUUCCCCUCACAGCUCCGUAGGCAAGCACCAUGGUCUUGUAGCAGAUGCGAGCUUCAACAUUCCCAGUGGGUCAGAAGUUUACAUACACUCAAUUAGUAUUUGGUAGCAUUGCCUUUAAAUUGUUUAACUUGGGUCAAACGUUUUGGGUAGCCUUCCACAAGCUUCCCACAAUAAGUUGGGUGAAUUUGGGCCCAUUCCUCCUGACAGAGCUGGUGUAACUGAGUCAGGAUUGUAGGCCUCCUUGCUCGCACAAGCUUUUUCAGUUCUGCCCACAAAUCUUCUAUAGGAUUGAGGUCAGGGCUUUGUGAUGGCCACUCCAAUACCUUGACUUUGAUGUCCUUAAGCCAUUUUGCCACAACAUUGAAAGUAUGCUUGGGGUCAUUGUCCAUUUGGAAGACCCAUUUGCGACCAAGCUUUAACUUCCUGACUGAUGUCUUGAGAUGUUGCUUCAAUAUAUCCACAUAAUUUUCCUUCCUCAUGAUGCCAUCUAUUUUGUGAAGUGCACCAGUCCCUCCUGCAGCAAAGCACCCCCACAGCAUGAUGCUGCCACCCCAGUGCUUCACGGUUGGGAUGGUGUUCUUCGGCUUGCAAACAACCCCCUUUUUCCUCCAAACAUAACAAUGGUCAUUAUGGCCAAACAGUUCUAUUUUUGUUUCAUCAGACCAGAGGACAUUUCUCAAAAAAGUACGAUCUUGUCCCCAUGUGCAGUUGAAAACCGUAGUCUGGCUUUUUUAUGGCGGUUUUGGGGCAGUGGCUUCUUCCUUGCUGAGCGGCCUUUCAGGUUAUGUCGAUAUAGGACUCGUUUUACUGUGGAUAUAGAUACUUUAGUACCUGUUUCCUCCAGCAUCUUCACAAGGUCCUUUUCUGUUGUUCUAGGAUUGAUUUGCACUAUUCGCACAAAAGUACGUUCAUCUCUAGGAGACAGAACGUGUCUCCUUCCUGAGCGGUAUGACGGCUGCGUGGUCCCAUGUUGUUUAUACUAGCGUACUAUUGUUUGUACAGAUGAACAUGGUACCUUCAGGCAUUUGGAAAUUGCUCCCAACGAUGAACCAGACUUGUGGAGGUCUACAUUUGCUAUUUAUUUAUUUUGAUUUUCCCAUGAUGUCAAGCAAAGAGGCACUUAGUUUGAAGGUAGGCCUUGAAAAACAUCCACAGGUACACCUCCAAUUGACUCAAAUUAUGUCAAUUAGCCUAUCAGAAGCUUCUAAAGCCAUGACAUCCUUUUCUGGAAUUUUCCAAGCUGUUUAAAGGCACAGUCAACUUAGUGUAUAUAAACUUCUGACCCACUGGAAUUGUGAUACAGUGAAUUAUAAGUGAAAUACUCUGUCUGUAAACAAUUGUUGGAAAAAUUACUUGUGUUAUGCACAAAGUAGAUGUCCUAACCGACUUGCCAAAACUAUAGUUUGUUAACAAGAAAUUUGUGGAGUGGUUGAAAAACUAGUUUUAAUAAAAAGAUAUAUAUUUUUGUGAUCCAAUUUACAUUUUAGUCAUUUAGCAGACGCUCUUAUCCAGAGCGACUUCCAAUUAGUGAGUGCAUACAUUUUUCAUACUGGCCCCCCGUGGGCCAACCUAAGUGUAUGUAAACUUCCGACUUCAACUGUAUAUUAGAGUGAGCAUGUGUGGGAAUCCAGAAUAUAAAUACGUGAUGUGUAUAGGCGGUAUUUAAUUUGGAAAAGGAAAUGGUAUGUACAGUAAUAGUAUUAGGAUGAGAAUACAAUAUAUACAGUGCAUUCGGGAACUAUUCAGACCCCUUCACUUUUUCCACAUUUUGUUACGUUACAGCCUUAUUCUAAAAUUGAUUGAAUUGUUUUUUUUCCCCCUCAUCAAUCUACACACAAUACCCCAUAACGACAAAGCAAAAAUGGGUUUUUAGAAAAUAAAAAAAUGUCACAUUUACAUAAGUAUUCAGACCCUUUACUCAGUACUUUGUUAAAGCACCUUUGCCAGCGAUUACAGCCUCGAGACUUCUUGGGUAUGACACUACAAGCUUGGCACACCUGUACAGUGGCUUGCAAAGGUAUUCACCCCCCUUGGCAUUUUUCCUAUUUUGUUGCCUUACAACCUGGAAUUAAAAUUGAUUUUUGGGGGGUUUAUAUAAUUUGAUUUACACAACAUGCCUACCACUUUGAAGAUGCAGAAUAUUUUUUAUUGUGAAAAAAAAACAAGAAAUAAGACCAAAAAAAUGCAUAACUAUUCACCCCCCCCAAAGUCGAUACUUUGUAGAGCCACCUUUUGCAGCAAUUAUAGCUGCAAGUCUCUUGGGGUAUGUCUCUAUAAGCUUGGCACAUCUAGCCACUGGGAGUUUUGCCCAUUCUUGAAGGCAAAACUGAUCCAGCUCCUUCAAGUUGGAUGGGUUCCACUGGUGUGCAGCAAUCUUUAAGUCAUACCACAGAUUCUCAAUUGGAAUGAGGUCUGGGCUUUGACUAGACCAUUCCAAGACAUUUAAAUGUUUCCCCUUGAACCACUUGAGUGUUGCUUUAGCAGUAUGCUUAGGGCCAUUGUCCUGCUGGAAGGUGAACCUCCGUCCCAGUCUCAAAUCUCUGGAAGACUGAAACAGGUUUCCCUCAAGAAUUUUCCUGUAUUUAGCGCCAUCCAUCAUUCCUUUAAUUCUGACCAGUUUCCCAGUCCCUGCCGAUGAAAAACAUCCCCACAGCAUGAUGCUGCCACCACCAUGCUUCACUGUGGGGAUAGUGUUCUCGGGGUGAUGAGAGGUGUUGGGUUUGCGCCAGACAUAGCGUUUUCCUUGACGGCCAAAAAGCUAAAUUUUUGUCUCAUCUGACCAGAGUACCUUCUUCCAUAUGUUUGGGGAGUCGCCCACUUGCCUUUUGGCGAACACCAAACGUGUUUGCUUAUUUUUUUCUUUAAGCAAUGGCUUUUUUCUGGCCACUCUUCCAUAAAGCCCAGCUCUGUGGAGUGUACUGUGGUCCUAUGGACAGAUACACCAAUCUCCGCUGUGGAGCUUUGAAGUUCCUUCAGUGUUAUCUUUGGUCUCUUUGUUGCCUCUCUGAUUAAUGCCCUCCUUGCCUGGUCUGUGAGUUUUGGUGGGCGGCCCUCUUUUGGCAGGUUUGUCGUGGUGCCAUAUUCUUUCCAUUUUUUAAUAAUGGAUUCGUGGGAUGUUCAAAGUUUCUGAUUUUUUUUUAUAACCCAACCCUGAUCUGUACUUCUCCACAACUUUGUCCCUGACCUGUUUGGAGAGCUCCUUGGUCUUCAUGGUUGCCACUUGCUUGGUGGUGCCCCUUGCUUAGUUGUGUUGCAGACUCUGGGGCCUUUCAGAACAGGUGUAUAUAUGCUGAGAUCAUGUGACACUUAGAUUGCACACAGGUGGACUUUAUUUAACUAAUUAUGUGACUUCUGAAGGUAAUUGGUUGCACCAGAUCUUAUUUAUAUAUUUUGAUUUAGAUUUUUUUUUUAACAAGUUAUGUUUUUCAUUUCACUUCACCAAUUUGGCUAUUUUGUGUAUGUCCAUUACAUGAAAUCCAAAUAAAAAUCCAUUUAAAUUACAGGUUGUAAUGCAACAAAAUAGGAAAAACGCCAAGGGGGAUGAAUACUUUUGCAAUGCACUAUAUUUGGGGAGUUUCUCCCAUUCUUCUCUGCAGAUCCUCUCAAGCUCUGUCAGGUUGGAUGGGGAGCGUCACUGCACAGCUAUUUUCAGGUCUCUCCAGAGAUGUUCGAUCGGGUUCAAGCCUGGGCUCUGGCUGGGCCACUCAAGGACAUUCAGAGACUUGUCCCGAAGCCACUCCUGCGUUGUCUUGGCUGUGUGCUUAGGGUCAUUGUCUUGUUGGAAGGUGAACCUUCGCCGCAGUCUGAGGUCCUAAGUGCUCUGGAGCAGGUUUUCAUCAAGGAUCUCUCUGUACUUAGCUCCAUUCAUCUUUCCCUUGAUGUUGACUAGUCUCCCAGUCCCUGCAACUGAAAAACAUCCCCACAGCAUGAUGCGGCCACCACCAUGCUUCACCGUAGGGAUUGUGCCAGGUUUCCUCCAGAUGUGACGCUUGGCAUUCAGGCCAAAGAGUUCAAUCUUGGUUUCAUCAGACCUGAGAAUCUUGUUUCUAAUGGUCUGAGAGUCCUUUAGGUGCCUUUUGGCAAACUCCAAGCGGGCUGUCAUGUACCUUUUACUGAGGAGUUGCUUCCGUCUGGCCACUCUACCAUAAAGGCCUGAUUGGUGGAGUGCUGCAGAGAUGGUUGUCCUUCUGGAAGGUUUUCCCAUCUCCACAGAGGAACUCUGGAGCUCUGUCAGAGUGACAAUCGGGUUCUUGGUCACCUCCCUGACCAAGGCCAUUCUCCCUCGAUUGCUCAGUUUGGCCGGGCGGCCAGCUCUAGGAGGAGUCUUGAUGGUUCCAAACUUCUUCCAUUUAAGAAUGUUGGAGGCCACUGUGUUCUUGGGGACCUGCAAUGCUGCAGACAUGUUUUGGUACCCUUCCCCAGUCUGUGCCUCAACACAAACCUGUCUCGGAGCUCUACGGACAAUUCCUUCGACCUCAUGGCUUGGUUUUUGCUGUGACGUGCACUGUCAACUGUGGGACCUUAUAUAGACAGGUGUGUGACUUUCCAAAUCAUGUCCAAUCAAUUUAAUUUACCACAGGUGGACUCCAAUCAAGUUGUAGAAACAUCUCAAGGAGUGGAGAGUUUUGCAGUGGUCUAAGGCAGUGCUAGCUGUGCCACUAGAGAUCCUGGUUCCUAUCCAGGCUCUGUCGUAGCCGGCCGUGACCGGGAGACCCAUGGGGCAGCGCACAAUUGGCCCAGCGUCGUCCAGGGUAGGGGAGGGAAUGGCCGGCAGGGAUGUAGCUCAGUUGUUAGAGCAUGGCGUUUGCAACGGCAAAUGAAUACAUUUGAAAAAAAUCUAAAAAUCUGUUUUCACUUUGACUUUAUGGGGUAUUGUGUGUAGAUUCAUGAAGAAAAUGUUUUAUUUAAUCAAUUUUAGAAUAAGGCUGUAACGUAACGAAAUGUGGAAAAAGUGAAGGGUUCUGAAUACUUUCUGAAUGGACUGUACAUACAGAGUGACUAAACAACAGUAUAUAUGUGGUGACCAGCGUUCACUGACUCUAUACAUGGGGCAUUAGUCUUAAGGUGCAGGGCUGAGUAUCUGGCAGGUAGCCGGCUAGUGAUGGCUGUUCAACAGUGUGAUGGCCUGGUGAUAGAAGCUGUUUCUCGGUCCCGGCUCUGAUGCACCUGUACCGUCUCUGUCUGCUAGAUGGUAGCAGAGUGAACAGACCGUGGCUCGGGUGGCUGAGGUCCUUAAUGAUCUUCUUGGCCUUCCUUUAAAUGUCCUGGAGGGCAGGCAGCGUGCCCCCGUUGAUGUGUUUGGCUGACCGCACCACCCUCUGGAGAGCCAUGCGGUUGAAGGUGGUGCAGUUGCCGUACCAGGCGGUGAUUCAGCCCGACAGAAUGCUCUCAAUGGUGCAUAUGUAGAAGUUUGUGAGGGGCUAGGGGUGUGACUGUUAAAACAUUUCAACGAAAUUGGGAUCCUUAACGUUAAGAAAAAUUCCAAACCGUAAAACAAUGUUUUUAUUACAUGUUUUACGUAGAUGCAGAAAAUAAACAGCAUAGUCAGUCAAUUUCCACAACAACUAAGAGCAUUCAGGUCCUCAGUGAUGUGCACGCCAAGGAACUUGAAGCUUUUGACCCUCUCCACUGCGGCCCUGUCAAUGUGGAUGGCGGCGUGCUGCCUCUUCUGUCUCCUGUAGUCCACGAUCAGCUCCUUCGUUUUUUUUUUAAAUGUUGAGUGAGAGGUUAUUUUUCUCGUUGUUGUUGGUAAUCCGGCCUACCACUGUUGUGUCGUCAGAAAACUUGAUGAUUGAGUUGGAGUCAUGCGUAGCCACGCAGUCAUGGGUGAACAGGGAGUAUAGGAGGGGGAUAAGCAUGCACCCCUGUGGGGCCCCCGUGUUGAGGACCAGCGUGGCGGAGGUGUUGUUGCAUAACAUCAACACGUGGGGUCGGCCCGUCAGGAAGUCUAGGACCCUGUUGCACAGGGCGGGAUUCAGACCCAGGGCCCUGAGCUUAGUGAUGAGCUUGGAGGAUACUAUGGUGUUGAAGCAGUGCUGUAGUCAAACAGCAUUCUCACAUAGGUAUUCCUCUUGUCCAGGUGGGAUAGGGCCAUGUGCUGUGCAACGGCGAUUGCAUCGUCCGCGGAUCUCUUGGGGCGGUAUGCAAAUUGUAGUGGGUCUAGGUUGUCGGGUAAGGUGGAGGUGAUAUGGUCCUUGACUAGACUCUCAAAGCACUUCGUAAUGAGAGAGGUGAGUGCUACGGGGUGAUAGUCAUUUAGUUAAGUUACCUUAGCUUGCUUGGGUACAGGAACAAUGGUGGACAUCUUGAAGCAAGUGGGGACAACAGACUGGGAUAGGGAGAGGUUGAAUAUGUCCGUAAAGGUAACGCACACACACAACAAGAUGGCUUUCAAAACAAACUAUGUGUCAGCAUCUUUUAGCCCACAAUAGGGACGAUUUCCCAAAUAUUACCGCAGAGUUAAAGGGCUAACAUUCUACUACAUUGUCUACCAGGGUUGAAUACGGUUAAACUGUCAGUUGCUAACAGCUCUCUGUGUGUGCUUCUUACAUUUGUAGCUGGUGGAGAAGAAUUUGGGCUUUGACACCCGAACCACUGUUCUGGGACACGUGCAGAGAGGCGGCACUCCCUCAGCCUUCGACAGAAUCCUAGUAGGUCUCUCUCUGUCUGUGCGUAUGAGCAUGUCUAAAUGUGUGAUGUGUGUGUGUGUGUGUGUUCUCCCCCCUCCCCAUGGCAGCAGGAUGGGUGUGGAGGUGGUCAUGGCUCUGUUGGUGUGUCUUUGUGUCUCUCUAACUACAGUGUGUCGUGAUUAUGUUUGACCGUGAUGUGUGUAUCUAACCCUGGGUGUGUUAUCCUCUAGGGCAGCAGGAUGGGUGUGGAGGCUGUGAUGGCCCUGUUGGAGGCCACUCCAGAGACCCCAGCCUGUGUGGUCAGUCUGUCCGGUAACCAGGCCGUCAGGCUGCCCCUCAUGGAGUGUGUCCAAGUGGUCAGUAUCAGUCACUGUUGUAUUUGUGCCAUUCAAAUGGGUUCAUCAUAGAUCUGAGCACUUGUGCUAUCAAUUCAACAAUAAUUUAAUUGACUACUAAAGGGUUUUGAUUAUUAUAUGGCAGAGAAAAACAAUGACAUGGACUGAGAUGACAGAUGAUUCAACUUCUAUUUAAAUUUGCAUUAAUGAUCUCUCGCUCUCGCUCUCGCUCUCUCUCUCUCUCUCCCCCCACCCCUCCCCCUCCCCCUCAGACUAAGGAUGUGACUACUGCCAUGGCUGAGAAGAGAUGGGAGGACGCUAUCAAGCUCAGAGGAAAGUAAGAACACUACCCUACUUUUGCCACUCUUACAAUGGCUUCACUAUUACUGAAAUUACUCACUCUGAUGUCACAUAUUAACUUUAUCACAGUCUACUAACACAUCACUGUUUUGUCGGCCCUGUCCAGGAGCUUUGAAAACAACUGGAACACAUACAAGAUGCUGGCACACAUCAACCCUCCAGAUACCAAGGUGGGGAACAACAGCUACACAAUGAACACGAGUUUUGUUAAAUUAGUUAAGACUCUAGCACUGACAGAAAUGUGUCACCAUUCUCUUCUUGUCACCUCUCCUCUCUACCUCUCCUCUCCUCCUCUUCUCUCCACCUCUCCUCUCCACAUCUCCUCCUCACUUCUCCUCUCCACCUCUCCUCCUCUCGUCCUCUCCAGAGCAACAUUAACGUGGCUAUAGUAAACAUUGGUGCUCCAUGUGCUGGUAUGAAUGCUGCAGUGCGUUCUGCGGUGAGGAUCGGCAUCAUUCAGGGACACAACAUGUUGGCCGUUCAUGAUGGGUUCGAGGGUCUCGCUCAAGGAAAGGUAUAUACACCCUACGCACUAUGCAUUGCGUACUAGGCAAAGCCCAUUCCUCUCAGCCAAAACUCCUCUUUUUAGCAGGGCCAGUAUUCAUAAAGCGUCUCAGAGUAGGAGUGCUGAUCUAGGGAUCAGGUCCCUUUUGUCCAUGCAACAUCUAAAAGGCUCAACUGAUCCUAGAUCAGCACUCUUGGAUACUUUGUGAGUAAAGAUCCAGGUCAUCUAUAAUCUAAAUAUAGAACAAGUGUGGCCUGGUACCAGAAGAGGCUGGUAGGAGGAGCUAUGGGAGGACGGUAUCGAACAUAUGGAAACCACGUUUGACUCCGUUCCAAUGGUUCCAUUCCAGCCAUUACAAUGAACCCGUCCUCCUAUAGCUCCUCCCAGCAGCCUCCUCUGCCUGGUACAGUAACUCUUGUCUGAACAUGGAAACCUCACUCCUUUGACCCCUUGACUUUGUUGUCUUCCACAGAUCGAGCCUAUCACCUGGACUGGAGUUUCAGGCUGGACUGGGAAGGGGGGCUCUGAGUUGGGCACCAAGAGGUACUACAAUAGACCUAUUUUACUACUCAGAAUGAUUAUAGUUUGUAUUGUCAGCAGGGGUGGAACUGAGGGGAACACAAAACUCAUUUUGACAUGUAAAAUUAUUUUGGGGGCAGUGAUACGGUAUAUCACUGAUGUUUCACUCAACUAACUAAAUCUUCCAUUAUUUGAAGAGUCCUUCCUUCUAAGUACAUUGAGGAAAUCAGCUUGACUAUCGCUAAGUUCAAUAUCCACUCUCUGGUGAUCAUUGGAGGGUUUGAGGUAAGAGUCAGAAGAUUAUCUCAUCACAUGCAUGUCUUCUUUAAUAUGUGGUUGUCUUACCUACUUUUAGAACAUUGACUUGUGAUUGUAAGUCAUCCUGGAUAAGAGAAUUUGAUAAAUGACUAAAGUGUAAAUGUAAUGUCUAUGUGGAACCUCACAUGUAACUACAAAAGACACAUAACCCCAGUACCUCAGUAGUGUAACCCCUGCUGCUCUCCCCCUCCUCUCGCCUUUCCUUCCCUCCCCUCUCCCAGGCGUAUAUGGGUGGUCUGGAGCUGGUGCAGGGCAGAGAUAAGUAUGAAGAGCUGUGCAUUCCCAUGGUGGUCAUCCCCGCCACUGUCUCCAACAACGUCCCCGGUUCAGACUUCAGCAUCGGAGCUGACACAGCCCUCAACACCAUCACCUCGGUCAGUACCGUAACACCAUCGCCUCGGUCAGUACCGUAAUACAUCAACACCAUCGUCUCGAUCAGUACCGUAAUACAUCAACACCAUCACCAUAAGUAACACCAACACCUGGGUCAUGUUCAGUAGGGAGAAAACCAUUUUUAAACUGGAACAGGGAGGUGCUGCUGUACCUGAACUUGUCCCACAAAAACACAGAUGUUAAUGGCCCAGCUCAAUAACAGUUAGGGCACAUGGCCUACUCUAAACCAUAACCUCCACAUUCUGUACAGAGCAUGUGAGCGUUGAGUGGUUGGAAAUCCCGCUCAUCGCUCAUGGAGCGGUGCGCAAGCUCCUGCACUCCAUGCCCUUUCCAACCGCUCUGCACUCACAGGAAAAAAGAACUGCAGCUCCAAAUUCGCUUGAUUCAUUAAAAUCACAAUUUAACCAACACCCAUCUAUUUUUGUGACUACCUGGACCUACCAAUUGGUUUUGAAGUAUUGAAACCAAACCAUAUGGAUUUAAAUGAAAAGUAUUUGAAUAAACAUGAAAAUGUGAAUGUAAGAAGCACACAUCAUUUCAAAUAGGCUACAUGUCAUAUUAAACAGCAUAUAAACACAUUAAAUAGGUCAGGAGCCAGACAGGGAGCCUAAGAAGGAAGGAAAGAUAAUUCAUUAUUUAGGCUAUAUUAUUUCAAUUAUUUCAAGGCUAUAGCCUACAAAGAAAUACAUAGUGAAGCAUUUGCAGUGCGACACAGUAGGCUGGUAGGGACAUAAAGGGCUCAGUAUUUAAACCACAUUUCGUUGUAUUAAAUCAUUAUAUUCUAUAAAUUGCGCAUAUACAGUUGUGGUCAAACCUUUUGAGAAUGACACAAGUAUUGGUCUUCCACAAAGUGUCGCUUGGCUUUAGGGACAGCUCAGUAUUUAAACCACAUUUUUUUAUUAAUUAUGAAUUCUAAGAAAUUCGCAUAUCAUGUGGUCAGAGAUGACAAAAUGGUCUUCCAAUGGUGUUAUGAGAUAUUUUGUCCGAUGUAACUAAUACGAAUAUAAUUACAAGGACUCCAUAAGUGUCAAAGGCUUUUAUUGACAAUUACAUUAAGUUUAUGCAAAGAAUCAAUAUUUGUAGUGUUGUCCCUUCUUUUUCAAGACCUCUGCAAUCCGCCCUGGCAUGCUGUCAAUUAACUUCUGGGCCACAUCCUGACUGAUGGCAGCCCAUUCUUGCAUAAUCAAUGCUUGGAGUUUGUCAGAAUUUGUGGGUUUUUGUUUGUCCACCUGCCUCUUGAGGAUCGACCACAAGUUCUCAAUGGGAUUAAGGUCUGGGGAGUUUCCUGGCCAUCGACCCAAAAUGUUGAUGUUUUGUUCCCCAAGCCACUUAGUUAUCACUUUUGCCUUAUGGCAAGGUGCUCCAUCAUGCUGGAAAAGGCAUUGGUCGUCACCAAACUGUUCUUGGAUGGUUGGGAGAAGUUGCUCUCUGAGGAUGUGUUUUGUACCAUUCUUUAUUCAUGGCUGUGUUCUUAGGCAAAAAUGUGAGUGAGCCCACUCCCUUGGCUGAGAAGCAACCCCUCACAUGAAUGGUCUCAGGAUGCUUUACUGUUGGCAUGACACAGGACUGAUGGUAGCGCUCACCUUGUUUUCUCCGGACAAGGUGUUUUCCGGAUGCCCCAAACAAUCGGAAAGGGGAUUCAUCAGAGAAAAUGACUUUACCCCAGUCCUCAGCAGUCCAAUCCCUGUACCUUUUGCAGAAUAUCAGUCUGUCCCUGAUGUUUUUCCUGGAGAGAAGUGGCUUCUUUGCUGCCCUUCUUGACACCAGGCCAUCCUCCAAAAGUAUUUGCCUCACUGUGCGUGCAGAUGCACUCACACCUGCCUGCUGCCAUUCCUGAGCAAGCUCUGCACUGGUGGUGCCCCGAUCCCGCAGCUGAAUCAACUUUAGGAGACGGUCCUGGCGCUUGCUGGAUUUUCUUGGGCGCCCUGAUACCUUCUUCACAACAAUUGAACGUCUUUCCUUGAAGUUCUUGAUGAUCCGAUAAAUGGUUGAUUUAGGUGCAAUCUUACUAGCAGCAAUAUCCUUGCCUGUGAAGCCCUUUUUGUGCAAAGCAAUGAUGACGGCACAUGUUUCCUUGCAGGUAACCAUGGUUAACAGAGGAAGAACAAUGAUUUCAAGCACCACCCUCCUUUUAAAGCUUCCAGUCUGUUAUUCUAACUCAAUCAGCAUCACAGAGUGAUCUCCAGCCUUGUCCUCGUCAACACUCUCACCUGUGUUAACGAGAGAAUCACUUACAUGAUGGCAGCUGGUCCUUUUGUGGCAGGGCUGAAAUGCAGUGGAAACAUUUUUUGGGGAUUAAGUUCAUUUUCAUGGCAAAGAGGGACUUUGCAAUUAAUUGCAAUUCAUCUGCUCACUCUUCAUGACAUUCUGGAGUAUAUGCAAAUUGCCAACAUCAAAACUGCGGCAGCAGACUUUGUGAAAAUUAGUAUUUGUGUAAUUCUCAAAACUUUUGACCACGACUGUAGGUUGUGACUUACUUAGAAUUAAAUACAAAUUAAACAAAAAAUGACUUAUUGUCUUUGAAUUUUUUUAGAAACAAGAGUUUGGCCAGUCUGUGGCUUCAGGCUCAUGCGAUGGUGCAUGGAGAGCAGGCCAGCAGCCGAGAAUAUCCUCUCCGUGUUUGCAGAGCCACUGGGGAUGCUAAACACCCUUUUGGCCACUCUUGCCAGGCUGGGCAGGGAUGCAGAGUUGUUUUUUUAUAUUUCUAUAGGCAGGCCUAAAGGUUUUUAGGCAAAAUAACCCAAUCAAAACGGAAAGGUCCUUUAAUGUUGGAAUAUGCCAGGCCUAUUGGACCAAAAUCAAUGAUGGCCUGUUGUAUAGAUAAUAGAACAAAAAUGAACGAAACGUUUAAGAGAUCUGAUUUUUAAGUUAUAAAUACUUUGCCACAAUGACACACUUAGUUAUCUACCCACCUCGUUCCUUUCUUUUAGCAUGUGCUCGUAGUAAGUACAUCAUCAUGCUUUCGGGAUACAUGUCUCUUCAGAUUCCACAAUGAUUCUUUAGUUGUGGACAUUACAUUACAGCACUCCCUCUCUUGCUCUUGGUCCUCAUCUUUGUAAGUUACCUUGAUUUAGCACCUGUGUGUUUUCUCAGUUUCUUUAUGAAAAAUAUUUAGCGAACUUCAUGACAGUAGAUAAAGCAAGGGGCUAUAGCAGCACAAGUAGACUACAAAUGCAUGCUGGGCCGGGCAUGUCCUGUGCUCGUGAAGUGAGCGCUACUUGGAUUGGCACUGGAGCGAAAUUGGAGUGGGCGAGAAAGCCGACGCUCCAGCUUUUGGGAAUCUCGCUCCACGCUCCAGUCAAAUUGGGCAUGCUCCGCUCCUUGCUCUGCUCCAGCUCCACUCAGCUCACAUACUCUGAUGCUGUAAAAUUGUCCGUCUCCCCCUCUUACCCCCUCUCUCCUUUCUAUUCCCUGUCCCCUCAGACCUGUGACAGGAUCAAGCAGUCAGCAGCAGGCACCAAGCGUCGUGUGUUCAUCAUUGAGACCGCGGGAGGGUACUGUGGUUACCUGGCUACCAUGGCAGGUCUGGCUGCUGGGGCUGAUGCUGCAUAUAUCUUUGAGGAAGAUUUUUGUAUUAGAGACCUGGAGGUGAGCUGAAGCUGGAUACACACUUUCUUGCAGUUUCUCUCUCUCUCUCUCUCUCUCUCUCUGUCUCUCUCUGUCUUUCUCUGUCUCUCUCUGUCUCUCUCUCACGACGCCAGGACAGCGGAGUCACUCUCUCUGUCUCUGCGGUGGGGUAAGGGGGGGUUACUUUAUCCUAUCCCAGGUAUUCCUUAAAGAGGUGGGGUUUCAAGUGUCUCCGGAAGGAGGUGAGUGACUCCGCUGUCCUGGCGUCGUGAGGGAGCUUGUUCCACCAUUGGGGUGCCAGAGCAGCGAACAGUUUUGACUGGGCUGAGCGGGAACUGUGCUUCUGCAGAGGUAGGGGGGCCAGCAGGCCAGAGGUGGAUGAACGCAAUGCCCUCAUUUGGGUGUAGGGACUGAUCAGAGCCUGAAGGUACGGAGGUGCCGUUCCCCUCACAACUCCGUAGGCAAGCACCAUGGUCUUGUAGCAGAUGUGAGCUUCAACUGGAAGCCAGUGGAGUGUGCGGAGGAGCGGGGUGAUGUGAGAGAACUUGGGAAGGUUGAACACCAGACGGGCUGUGGCAUUCUUGAUGAGUUGUAGGGGUUUAAUGGCACAGGCAGGGAGCCUAGCCAACAGCGAGUUGCAGUAAUCCAGACGGGAGAUGACAAGUGCCUGGAUUAGGACCUGUGCCGCUUCCUGUGUAAGGCAGGGUCGUACUCUCCGAAUGUUGUAGAGCAUGAACCUACAGGAUCGGGUCACCGCCUUGAUGUUAGCGGAGAACGACAGGGUGUUGUCCAGGGUCACGCCAAAGCUCUUCGCACUCUGGGAGGAGGACACAACGGAGUUGUCAACCGUGAUGGCGAGAUCAUGGAACGGGCAGUCCUUCCCCGGGAGGAAGAGCAGCUCCGUCUUGCCGAGGUUCAGCUUGAGGUGGUGAUCCGUCAUCCACACUAAUAUGUCUGCCAGACAUGCAGAGAUGCGAUUCGCCACCUGGUUAUCAGAAGGGGGAAAGGAGAAGAUUAGUUGUGUGUCAUCUGCGUAGUAAUGAUAGGAGAGGUCAUGUGAGGAUAUGACAGAGCCAAGUGACUUGGUGUAUAGCGAGAAUAGGAGAGGGCCUAGAACUGAGCCCUGGGGGACACCAGUGGUGAGAGCACGUGGUGCGGAGACAGAUUCUCGCCACGCCACUUGGUAGGAGCGACCGGUCAGGUAGGACGCAAUCCAAGAGUAAGCCGCGCCGGAGAUGCCCAACUCGGAGAGGGUGGAGUGGAGGGACUGAUGGUUCACAGUAUCAAAGGCAGCAGACAGGUCUAGAAGGACAAGAGCAGAGGAGAGAGAGUUAGCUUUAGCAGUGCGGAGAGCCUCCGUGACACAGAGAAGAGCAGUCUCAGUUGAAUGACCUGUCUUGAAACCUGACUGGUUUGGAUCAAGAAGGUCAUUCUGGGAGAGAUAGCAAGAGAGUUGGCUAAAGACGGCACGCUCAAUAGUUUUGGAGAGAUGGAGAGAUGGUACAAAUGUGUGCUGACCGACUGGCUCUGGUUUACAGAUGAAUGUAGAGCAUCUCGUGCAGAAGAUGAAGACAGACGUAAAGAGAGGUUUGAUUCUCAGGUGGGGUUCAUUCAAGCAUUCGUUCAUUCAUUUCAUUAUCUACUAUGGUUGUACCUUUCCAAAACACAAACUUGCUCUCUUUCUCGAGUGAGAACUGCCACUUCAACAAUAUAUAUACAUUACAUUCAUGUUUAGAUCUAAUCUGUACACCUUUUGAUUAUUCCUCUGUGUAUCAGGAAUGAGAACUGCAAUGCCAACUAUACCACAGACUUCAUCUUUGCCCUGUACUCUGAGGAGGGCAAGGGCAUCUUUGACUGCCGCAAGAACGUGCUGGGACACAUGCAACAGGUCUGUUAACAUUGACAAGUCUGCAUCCCAAAUGGCACCCUAUUAGAAGUAGUAGAAGAGUGUCCCUAAUAUUGUAGCUUUACUAGAACAUACAGUACGUCGACUUUAGAUGUAGUAAUACUCCUGAGUGGCGCAGUGGUCUAAGGCACUGCAUCGCAGUGCUAACUGUGCCACUAGAGAUCCUGGUUCGAAUCCAGGCUCUGUCGCAGCCGGCUGCGACCGGGAGACUCAUGGGCGGCGCACAAUUGGCCCAGCGUCGUCCAGGGUAGGGGAGGGAAUAGCCGGCAGGGAUGUAGCUCAGUUGAUAGAGCAUGGCGUUUGCAACGCCAGGGUUGUGGGUUCGAUUCCCACGGGGGGCCAGUAUAAAAAAAAAAAAUGUAUUCACUAACUGUAAGUCGCUCUGGAUAAGAGCGUCUGCUAAAUGACUAAAAUGUAAAUGUAAAUGUACAACCUUCCCUUUCCCCAGGGCGGCACCCCAACACCUUUCGACAGGAACUUUGGCACCAAGAUGGGUUCCAAGGCUGUUCUGUGGAUAACAGAGAAACUCAAGGAGGUCUAUAGACACGGUAAGACAGACAGGCUAUGGGAUGUCAACAAAUAGCCCAUGUGUCUCAGUGGCAAUUGUAAUGUACACAUAGGUAGAAGAUAGGACGGUAAAAAAAUUAUACCAAAUUGUCUGUUGUAUCCCUUGCUUUAAUCUCGGAAACCCAGAACUAAAAUAUUGCGUAAUUGCGUCAGAUGUUCGAUUAACUUCUGGGGGCAGACGUGUUAGAAAAAAUACUAGAAUGAGGAGCUGAAGCAGGAUGGUAGCUCCACCCCCCUCUCUCUGCAUGUUUCGGGCAAGUCUAUGGGCCAAAUGUCCCCUCCUCUUCCGAAAUUUGAAAGAUACGAACACCUGCGAAAUUGUGAUUUGUGCAAUGAUCAGUGGUGUAGAAAAUCUGCCAGACAGACGCUACGAUACCAUCCUAUGUUACGUGCAUUUGUCCUCGUGAGAUUACCCCUGCUUUUACUUGACUUCACAGUAAUAUCAUAUACUUGGUUUUAAAUAUGUGUCUCUGUGACAGUUAAUAAUCUUCUUCUCCUGUCCUCCAGGUCGUAUCUUCGCUAACACCCCAGACUCUGCCUGUGUGCUGGGCAUGAAGAAGAGAGCACUGACCUUCCAGCCUCUUGCUGAGCUAAAGGAACAGACAGACUUUGAGUAAGAUCCUUUAAAUCAUAUACAUAUUUUCAAAGAGAAAAUCUAUGAAGCUUAAUUUGAAAGUUGCAGUUGCUGAUUAUUCUAUAAUAAUAUAAUAUUUGCCAUUUAGCAGAUGCUUUUAUCCUAAGUGACUUAGUCAAGUGUGCAUCUAUUUUACAUAUGGGUGGUCCCAGGAAUCGAUCCCACUACCCUGGCAUUACAAGCGCCAUGCUCUACCAACUGAGCCACAAAGGACCACUUUUUAUAUUGGCCUUGUCCAGACAUAAACCCUAGCACCUGUUAUCACCAUAUUGCUAUCCAAUCCUCUCAGAUCUCCAUAAGUGUCUAGAGGUAAGGGCUAGGGGUUGUUUCUGGACAUGGCCAAAAUCUCCCCAACAUUCCUAUUAACGCUUCUCUACCCCCCUCUGCUGUCCUGUCCAGGCACCGCAUCCCCAAGACAUCGUGGUGGCUGAAACUGAGGCCAAUCAUGAAGAUCCUUGCUAAAUACAACAUCAGCCUGGACACAUCUGAGCAUGCCCACAUGGAGCAUGUGAUCAAGAAGAGGGUGUCGCUGCCUGCGCCACUCAUGAACAAGGCAUCCCCCCCCCAGAAACACUAGGAGGAAGAGUAAUUUUUCUGUUACAUGCAUGUCAGUGGAGGCUGGUGGGAGGAGCUAUAGGAGGAUGGGCUCAUUGUAAUGGCUGGAAUUAAAUAAAUGGAACAGUAUUAAACACAAAUAUAUGGAAACCACGUUUGACUCCAUUCCAUUUAUUCCAUUCCAGCCACUACAAUGGGCCGUCCUCCUAUAGCUCUUCCCACCAGCCGCCUCUGAUGUAUGUCUAUAUCAGGGGUCUCCAACAGGUCAAUUGUGAGCAGCCCAUCUAUGAGUAGCUCACCAAAUAGUAAUGAAAAAUACAUGCACUUUCCGAAUUGUUUAAAGUCAUAGUCUUGUGUGAUCAUUUCAGCACCGUUUUGAUUGGGACAGCGCCAUCGCGCUGAUUUGCGUCAAGUGUGGGGGACUCCUCUUGAUAAAUCAAUCAAUGUCAGAUGUUUGUUUUCACUGAAUCUCAGUUUGGAUAUUUGGCAACAAUUAGGCUGGGAAAAUGGUAGCUAAGUUGAAGUGAGUGAUUUUGUUUCACUGAAUUUCCGUCUGUAUAUUUGCUUAAUUGAUCUCUGGCUGGGCAAGUGGAUGUGGUGGUUCAUUUAUUCGUUUGAUCAUCCAUCACUGAUCAGAAGCAUUUAGCAUGCAACAAUAUAGCCUAAAUCAUGUGUAUUAUUUUGCUCGACUCACCACGUAGCAGCCUUAUAUAAUCAAUCCACCAUCAAGCUGUGAGCGCAGCGUCCUGUUUUAUGUCUUAAUUGAGCCUACUUCAAUAUAAUCAAUCAAUCAAUCAUUCAUUCAUACCAUUAGAUAACAUACGAGUCACUCUUGCCUUUAAAUACAAUCAAGCAUUUUAUUGUUAUUAUGUAGGACUAUAAUACUGGGCCGCGCGGUUGGGUUCGGCCUGAUAAUGAGAACUGUCGAGUAUCACACACCUCUACCUCCCGGCUACUAUCCAAUCAAAUCCACAUUGACAUUACCCCUAGUUAUUCACAAUUGUCUUAAAAACACAAACGUAACACUAUCUGUCAAUACAUUUACCGCAAUAUUGCCCCUGUAUGUCUGUGUGGUGUGCGCGUUUGCCUAUCAUUCACUUCGUAUAACCAGUUAGCGGUAAUGAUAACUUGUCUUCUGGGUAGACAGAACGACUUUCCCCAAAACCUUCUCAAUUAAAUGUCAACUGCAAACUAGGCUUACCUGGCAGAAUUAUAUCAUGAUUAUUUGUAUCAAUUGGGUGGACUUUUGAUUUGCAAACUCUGUUAUGACAUAUGCAGCUGCAAAAACAUUGCUAGACCAGCACAUUCCUCUCUCGCAAAAUGCGCAUUUAAAGGGGUAUUACACUCAAAUCAGAAUGUAUGUUUUUUUCCAGCCCUCAAAAAUGGUCUUCUGAUGUGAUUUAAACAUUGACAUGGAUUCAGAACAUCCAAUGUCAUUGUUUCUUUAUGAAUAAUUGUAAUUUUGAGUGAAAAAAAACAAAUACAAAUCCCAAACCAGGAAAAAAUAAAACAGAGAAAACUGAAUUCGGGAAAAUACAAGGAGUGCCUAUUUCAAAGCUAGGAAAACAAUUAUGAGUAGCUCACAUUUCAAAAUUUAAAGUAGCUCUCAUGCUAGAAAAGGUUGGAGACCCAUGGUCUAUAUGGAGUAGGAAGAGGAGGAGGAAGAGGAGGAGUCAUUCUUUGUUACACAUAUGCCUGUUUUUCAUGUAUGUUUCUGGUUGAAUGAAUCAUCUGAUUCAUAAACUAAACCAGAGCUACAUUCUUUCAUGCCUGUUGUCUUCUUUGUGGACUUACGUAUUCUCAUCUUUUUAAAUAUUUUUGGUCUUCUCAAACAUUUUUCCUUGCACUCUUUUUUUCAUUUCUCAAUCAGUUAACCAUGUGUGUGCUGCCCUGCUCUGGGAACUAGUUUUACAGCUUUUUCUUUGCGCUUCAAGAAUUAAACACGUUACAAUCUUGGCUCUUCUGAUUUACUUUGUGCAUGAUUAACAGCUCACUAAUUGUCAUGUAUUUCCUCUAAAAUACAAAUAAAUGUAUUGUCAAGACAUAAAAAUCAUAACCUAAUCUUUAAAAAAAACCAAGUUAAAUGCUUAUUGCUUUAAGUGAAGUACUGGCUUGCAGCCACGUCGCAAAAGUGAUAACUCUUUCGGCAUUCAUAAGCUAAAUGUAAUGCAAAAUGUGAUGUAAUGCAUAGGAAAGACACUCAAAGUGGCAAAUGUUCUCACUUCUUCUUACACAAUCUUGUCAAAGCUUGACCUCCCCUCCAAUACACAGACAAAACAACGUCAGGACUGCUUCUCCAUCACCCCUGACUAAUGUCACAUUGGUAUCUUCCAUAGGGCUACAUUUAUAACCAUCGCUGUUACUACGAUGUUGACUCAAUGCUACUAUGUUGACUACUAAUACUGGGAUCCCCCAGGAGGAGACCGAGAUAAAGGAGGUCAUGUGUUUUCGGUCACCUUGCACAGUAAAUGUCAAUAAGCAAAUAAUAAGUUGCAUGGACUCACUGUGUGCAAUAAUAUUGUUAAACAUGAUUUUUGAAUGACUACCUCAUCUCUGUACUCCACACAUACAAUUAUCUGUAAGCUCCCACAGUCGAGCAGUGAAUUUCAAACACAGAUUCAACCACAAAGACCAGGGAGGUUUUCCAAUGCAUCGCAAAGAAGGGCACCUAUUGGUAGAUGGGUAAAAAGAAAAAAACAGACAUUGAAUAUCCCUUUGAGCAUGGUGAAGUUAUUAAUACACUUUGCAUGGUGUAUCAAAACACCCAGUCACUACAAAGAUACAGGUGUCCUUCCUAACUCAGUUGCCGGAGAGGAAGGAAACCGCUCAGGGAUUUCACCAUUAGGCCAAUGGUGACUUUAAAACAGUUAUAGAGUUGAAUGGCUGUGAUAGCAGAAAACUGAGGAUGGAUAAUACUACCCUAAAUGACAGAGUGAGAAGAAGGAAGCCUGUACAGAAUAAAAAUAUUCCAAAACAUGCAUCCUGUUCGCAAUAAGGCACUAAAGCAAAACUGCAAAAAAUGUGUAGCUGGUGUCUGACAAUUUUUAGGGCCUUCCUCUGACACCGGCUGGUAUAGAGCUCCUGGAUGGCAGGGAGUUCGGCCCCAGUGAUGUACUGGGUCGAAGCCCUACCCUCUUUAGCGCGGAUAACAAGAAGUUGCCAUACCAAGCGGUGAUGCAGCAAGUCAAAAUGCUCUCGAUCAAAUCAAAUCAAAUCAAAUUUUAUUGGCCACAUGCGCCGAAUACAACAGGUGCAGACAUUACAGUGAAAUGCUUACUUAGAGCCCUUAACCAACAGUGCAUUUAUUUUUAACAAAAAAGUAAAAAUGUGAAUGGGGGUGUGCUCGGCCCUCCGUUUCCUGUAGUCCACGAUCAGCUCCUUUGUCUUGCUGAUGUUGAGGGAGAGGUUGUUGUCCUGGCAGGUCUCUGACCUCCUCCAUAUAGGCUGUUUCAUCAUCGUCGGUGAUCAGGCCUACCACAGUCGUGUCGUCAGCAAACUUCAUGAUGGUGUUGGGAGUUGUGCUCGGCCACACAGUCGUGGGUGAACAGGUAGUACAGGAGGGGACAGAGCAUGCACCCCUGAGGGGCCACCGUGUUGAGGAUCAGCGUGGCAGAUAUGUUGUUACCUACCCUUACCACCUUGGGGCGGCCCGUCAGGAAGUCAAGGAUCCAGUUGCAGAGGGAGGUGUUUAGUUCCAGGGUCCUUAGCUUAGUGAUGAGCUUUGAGGGCACUAUGGUGUUGAACGUUGCGCUGUGGUCAAUGAAUAGCAUUCUCACGUAGGUGUUCCUUUUGUCCAGGUGGGAAAGGGCAGUGUGGAGUGCAAUAGAGAUUGCAUCAUCUGUGGAUCUGUUGGGGUGGUAUGCAAAUUGGAGUGGGUCUAGGGUUUCUGGGAAAAUGGGGUUGAUGUGAGCCAUGACCUGCCUUUCAAAGCACUUCAUGGCUACAGACGUGAGUGCUACGGGUCGGUAGUCAUUUAGGCAGGUUACCUUAGUGUUCUUGGGCACAGGGACUAUGGUGGUCUGCUUGAAACAUGUUGGUAUUACAGACUCAGUCAGGGACAGGUUGAAAAUGUCAGUGAAGACACUUGCCUGUUGGUCAGCGCAUGCUCGGAGUACACGUCCUGGUAAACCGGCCUUGUGAAUGUUGACCUGUUUAAAGGUCUUACUCACAUUGGCUACAGAGAGCAUGAUCACACAGUCGUCCGGAACAGCUGAUGCUCUCAUGCAUGCUUCUGUGUUGCUUGCCUCGAAGCAAGCAUAGAAGUAAUUUAGCUCGAAUGGAAGGCUCAUGUCACUGGGCAGCUCGCGGCUCUGCUUCCCUUUGUAGUCCGUAAUAGUUUGCAAGCUCUGCCACAUUCGACGAGCGUUGGAGCCAGUGUAGUACGAUUCAAUCUUAGUCCUGUAUUGACGCUUUGCCUGUUUGAUGGUUCGUCCGAGGGCAUAGCGGGAUUUCUUAUAAGCGUCCGGGUUAGCGUCCCUCCCCUUGAAAGCGGCAACUCUACCCUUUAGCUCAGUGCGGAUGUUGCUUGUAAUCCAUGGCUUCUGGUUGGGGUAUGUACGUACGGUCACUGUGUUGACGACGUUAUCGAUGCACUUAUUGAUGAAGCCAGUGACUGAUGUGGGUGUACUCCUCAAUGGCAUCGGAAGAAUCCCUGGAACAUAUUCCAGUCUGUGCUAGCAAAACAGUCCUGUAGCUUAGCAUCUGCGUCAUCUGACCACUUCUGUAUUGAGUGAGUCACUGGUACUUCCUGCUUUAGUUUUUGCUUGUAAGCAGGAUCAGGAGGAUAGAAUUAUGGUCAGAUUUGCCAAAUGGAGGGCGAGGGAGAGCUUUGUACGCGUCUCUGUGUGUGGGGUAAAGGUGGUCUAGAGUUUUUCAUUCUCUGAUUGCACCUUUAACAUGCUGGUAGAAAUUAGGUAAACUGAUUUAAAUUUCCCUGCAUUAAAGUCCCCAGCCACUAGGGGCGCCACCUCUGGAUGAGCAUUUUCUUGUUCGCUUAUGGCCUUGUUCAGCUCGUUGAGUGUGGUCUUAGUGCCAGCAUCGGUUUGUGGUGGUAAAUAGACAGCUACGAAAAAUAUAGAUGAAAAGUCUCUUGGUAAAUAGUGUGGUCUACAGCUUAUCAUGAGAUACUCUACCUCAGGCGAGCAAAACCUUGAUACUUCCUUAAUAUUAGAUUUCGUACACCAGCUGUUAUUUACAAAUAUACACAGACCGCCACCCCUUGUCUUAUCGGAGGCAGCUGUUCUAUCUUGCCGAUGCCCCGAAAACACAGUCAGCUGUAUGUUAUCCAUGUCGUUGUUCAGCCACGACUCUGUGAAACAUAAGAUAUUAAUCAAUCAAUCAAAUGUUAUUUAUAAAGCCCUUUUUACAUCAUCAGAUGUCACAAAGUGCUACACAGAAACCCAGCCUAAAACCCCAAACAGCAAGCAAUGCAGAUGAAUUACAGUUUUAAUAUCCCGUUGGUAGGAUAUUCUUGAUCGGAGCUCAUCCAUUUUAUUAUCCAAUGAUUGCACGUUGGUAAUAGGACUGAUGGUAUAUAUUUAUCAUAUAUUAUGAUAAAUAGAUUUGAAACUUGUAUCUCAUUAUGGUAAAUGAUGAAAUAAGUAUACCCAGAUAUAAUUGUAAUGGCUUAGCAGAUAAUAACAAAAGAAGAACAAUAUUUACAUGGCUCCAAGAGAAGGAAUAUAAUAUAUAUUGUUUACAGGAAACUCAUUCAACAAUUUUAGAUGAAGUUGUGUGGGAAAAGGACUGGGGGGGCGAAAUAUACUUCUCCCAUGGGCAAAGAAACUCAAAAGGGGUGAUGAUAUUAAUUAACAGUAAUUUUGAUCUGAAUGUGCAAAUUGUCCGAACAGAUCCGCAAGGUAGAUGGAUGAUUUUAAAUAUGUCUUUGGACCAUAAACAGAUAUGGCUCGUUAACCUUUACGGACCAAAUAAUGAUGAUCCACGCUUCUUUGAAAAUAUAUAUAAUAUAUGAUCAACCCUGCAAGCAAUAAAAUACUCUAUUAUUAUGGUGGGAGAUUAUAAUACUGUUUUACAUAGCUCAAUGGACCGUAAAGGAAAUCCUACUACAAACUAUCAUCCUCAUGCUCUUAAGGAAAUCAUGAAUGUCAUGGAUACAUUAGAACUAGUGGAUAUAUGGAGGCUUAAAUAUCCUGACCUAGUGAGAUAUACAUGGCGGAGACUGAAUCAAGCUAGUCAUCUUGACUUCUUUCUUAUGUCAUUCUCGUUGGCACCAAAAGUUUAAAAAGUGUUGAUAGGGGACAGAAUGCAGUCGGACCAUCAUAUAAUUGGCAUAUAUAUUACUCUUACUGAAUUUUCACGUGGGCAAGGAUAAUCAAAGCCUAUUGGAUGAUAACUUGUUUUGAACUAGGACAGACAAAUGUAUAACUUAAUUUUUCCGACAUAACAUAGGUACAGCAAAUCCCCUUAUUGUAUGGGACACUUUUAAAUGUGCCUUUAGAGCCCAUACAAUUCAGUACUCAGCUCGAAAACAAAAGCAAUUUAGGUCAAAAGAGCCAUACUAACAAAGGUUCACAAACAGAUGGAACAAUAAAACGGUUUAGAGGUUCAACAAUUUAGAGGUCGAAAACAAAAGCACUUAUCAAGAAAGAUCAACUAACAAAUAAAAAUAACAGAUGGAUAGAAUAAAAACAAAUAGAGGUCAUAAUAAUCUUAAGGGGAAAAAAAGAAUGGAGGAACUUGUUCAAGACGAUCAAUGUAUAAUAUAUUAUAAAAACAAAUGCACACUGGUUGGAUAGGGUCAAAAAUCACCAAAUUGCUUUUUUAAAUCUUAACAUAGAAAGUGACUUCACAAAAGUAAUGUACUAAAUUGUUAAAAUAUAACAAUUAACCAUGAUUCACCAAAUUAUAUUUUGAAGGACAAGGAAGGUCUUUAAGCAUGUUUUUGUUUCAGUCGCCUCCAUCUCCUCUAACUGAAGCUAAUUGUAUGGAUUUAUUUUAUAUUGAUAAUGUACAAUUAACAGCCAUACAGAAAUACUAAUGUGAAGGCGAAAUUACAGAGGAGGAACUUCUGGAUGCAAUUAAAGACUUAAGUCCGGGAAAACUCCAGGGUUGGAUGGCAUACCAGUUGAGGUAUACCAAACCUUUUUUGAUAUGCUCAGAUGACUGUUAUUAGCAUGUUUUAACCACUCCUAUGUAAAUGGUAGAUUAUCAGACACUCAAGAAAAAGGUCUGAUUUCAUUAUUACUGAAACAGGACACAAGUGGGAAAUAUAAAGAUCCAGUCCAUUAAAAACAUUGGAGGCCCCUUACACUUCAGUGUUGUGAUGCAAAUACUCUAGCAAAAUGUAUAGCGCAUAUAAUUAAAAAGGUGUUAUAUCAGGUUUUUUACAUGGACGAUACAUUGGAGAUAAUAUAAGGCAAGUACUGCAAACAAUAGAACACUUUGAAAAGGCUUUUGAUACAUAUCCCAAAAUAAAUGAUCUCACUCCAAUACAUUUUAAUAGAAAGUUAGCAAAAAUAAAUAAGAUCUUGCUACCAUGGAAAGGUAAAUACCUGUCUAUUUGUGGAAAUAUCACCCUGAUUAACUCUUUAGUAUUAUCCCAGUUUACCUAUUUGCGUAUGGUCUUGUCUACGACUAGCAAACCAUUUUUUAAAUUAUAUGAGAAAAAAAUAUUCCGUUUUAUUUGGAAUGGCAAGCCAGACAAAAUUAAAUGGGCCUAUUUAUAUAAUGAAUAUGAAUUCGGAGGACAGAAAUUAUUAAAUAUUAAAGCAUUAGACCUAUCACUAAAAGCUUCAGUCAUACAAAAGUUAUACUUAAAUCCGAACUGGUUCUCUAGCAAAUGAGUAAGAUUGUCUCACCCCAUGUUCAAGAACGGCCUUUUCCCCUUUAUUCACAUUACAACCUCUCACUUUCAAUUAUUUGAAAAGGAAAUCAUCUCCCAAAUAUCACUAUUUCUAAAACAAGCCAUAGAAAGUUGGUUGCAAUUUCAAUUUAAUCCUCCAGAUACGACAGAACAAAUAAUGCAACAAAUAUUGUGGUUAAACUCAAAUAUACUAAUUGAUUAAAAAAACAUAUUUUGAAAAAAUGUUUUUUAAAAAGGUAUAAUCUUCGUAAAUGAUAUCAUAGGUAGGACUGGUGGAGUUAUGUCGCACAUGCAGCUAACAAAAACAUAUGGAAAUGUCUGCUCUACCCAAAAUUACAACCAAAUAAUUGCAGUAUUACCGCAAAAAUGGAAGAGGAAAGUGGAAGGGGAAAAAGUAAGGAACUUGUCUGUCGGUCCUGCAUUAAAGACUAUAAUUGGUUAACCUCUUAAGGAUCGGACCCUUUUUUUCAAUUUUCGCCUAAAAUGACAUACCGGAAUCUAACUGCCUGUAUCUCAGGACCUGAAGCAAGGAUAUGCAUAUUCUUCUUUUUUCUACUUUUUUAAAAAAAGAAUUUAGGGGGUAUACAUAUUCUUGAUACCAUUUGAAAGGAAACACUUUGAAGUUUGUGGAAGUGUGAAAUUAAUGUAGGAGAAUAUAACACAUUAUAUCUGGUAAAAGACAAUACAAACAAAAAAACACGCAUUUUCUAUCAUUUGUUUUGUUCCAUCAUCUUUGAAAUGCAAGAGAAAGGCCACAAUAUAAUAUUGCAGUUUAGGCUCAAUUUAGAUUUUGGCCACUAGAUGGCAGCCGUGUGUGUGCAAAGUUUCAGAUUGAUCCAGUGAAGCAUUGCAAUACUGGACUAUUUUGUAAUAGCUACUGUAAAUUGGACAGUGCUGUUAGAUUAACAAGAAUUUAAGCUUUCUGCCCAUAUAAGGCAUGUCUAUGUCCUGGAAAGUUUGCUGUUACUUACAACAGUCGUGCUAAUCACAUUAGUGCACGUUAGCUCAACCGUCCCGUAUACGGGACACCGAUCCCGUAGAGGUUAAAGAAAAUUGUGAUAAAUAAAAAAGUAAACCAGUUUCAUUUAAGGACCAAAGGAUUGACAGCUGUCCCAUAUAGAUUGCAAAAUUGUUGGGAAGAGAUUUUUUACAUACCGAUUCAAUGGCAAAUGGUUUAUGAACUGAUACGCAAAACGACACUGGAUUCAAAACUUAGAAUUUUUCAAAUUAAAUGAUUAUACAAAAUUCUUGCUACCAAUAGAAUGUUAUUUAUAUGGGGGAUACAAUCUUCCCAGCUCUGCAGAUUUUGCUGCGAAGAGACAGAAUCAUUAGAUCAUUUGUUUUGGUACUGUCCAUUUGUAGCUUGUUUUUGGUCACAGGUCCAGGAAUGGCUGUAGGAUUGCAAUAUUUACCUGGAGCUAACCCUGCAGAUAGCACUACUGGGUGAUCUGAAUAGUCAUAGUCAAUCGAUCAAUAAUAUUAUAAUACUUUUGCAAAAAUGUUUAUUUUCAAUUUACAAUCUGUAGAAACAAUGAGAAUAGAAGGGUUCAGAACUUUUGUGAAACAUCACAUUACAGUUGAAAAUAUAUGGCAAAUAAGAGAUAGAUGGGAGGGGUUGAAUGGAGCUGAAGGUUGGGACUAAUAACAACAAGAUAACUCAUGUAAAACAUACUGUGUCCAUAAUAAGUAUAUACAGUGGGGAGAACAAGUAUUUGAUACACUGCCGAUUUUACAGGUUUUCCUACUUACAAAGCAUGUAGAGGUGAGAGACGGAAUCUAAAACAAAAAUCCAGAAAAUCACAUUGUAUGAUUUUUAAGUAAUUCAUUUGCAUUUUAUUGCAUGACAUAAGUAUUUGAUACAUCAGAAAAGCAGAAUUUAAUAUUUGGUACAGAAACCUUUGUUUGCAAUUACAGAGAUCAUACAUUUCCUGUAGGUCUUGACCAGGUUUGCACACACUGCAGCAGGGAUUUUGGCCCACUCCUCCAUACAGACCUUCUCCAGAUCCUUCAGGUUUCGGGGCUGUCGCUGGGCAAUACGGACUUUCAGCUCCCUCCAAAGAUGUUCUAUUGUGUUCAGGUCUGGAGACUGGCUAGGCUACUCCAGGACCUUGAGAUGCUUCUUACGGAGACACUCCUUAGUUGCCCUGGCUGUGUGUUUCGGGUCGUUGUCAUGCUGGAAGACCCAGCCACGACCCAUCUACAAUGCUCUUACUGAGGGAAGGAGGUUGUUGGCCAAGAUCUCGCGAUACAUGGCCCCAUCCAUCCUCCCCUCAAUACGGUGCAGUCGUCCUGUCCCCUUUGCAGAAAAGCAUCCCCAAAGAAUGAUGUUUUCACCUCCAUGCUUCACGGUUGGGAUGGUGUUCUUGGGGUUGUACUCAUCCUUCUUCUUCCUCCAAACACGGCGAGUGGAGUUUAGACCAAAAAGCUCUAUUUUUUGUCUCAUCAGACCACAUGACCUUCUCCCAUUCCUCCUCUGAAUCAUCCAGAUGGUCAUUGGCAAACUUCCGACGGGCCUGGACAUGCGCUGGCUUGAGCAGGGGAACCUUGCGUGCGCUGCAGGAUUUUAAUCCAUGACGGCGUAGUGUGUUACUAAUGGUUUUCUUUGAGACUGUGGUCCCAGCUCUCUUCAGGUCAUUGACCAGGUCCUGCCGUGUAGUUCUGGGCUGAUCCCUCACCUUCCUCAUGAUCAUUGAUGCCCCACGAGGUGAGAUCUUGCAUGGAGCCCCAGACCGAGGGUGAUUGACCGUCAUCUUGAACUUCUUACAUUUUCUAAUAAUUGCGCCAACAGUUGUUGCCUUCUCACCAAGCUGCUUGCCUAUUGUCCUGUAGCCCAUCCCAGCCUUGUGCAGGUCUACAAUUUUAUCCCUGAUGUCCUUACACAGCUCUCUGGUCUUGGCCAUUGUGGAGAGGUUGGAGUCUGUUUGAUUGAGUGUGUGGACAGGUGUCUUUUAUACAGGUAACGAGUUCAAACAGGUGCAGUUAAUACAGGUAAUGAGUGGAGAACAGGAGGGCUUCUUAAAGAAAAACUAACAGGUCUGUGAGAGCCGGAAUUCUUACUGGUUGGUAGGUGAUCAAAUACUUAUGUCAUGCAAUAAAAUACAAAUUAAUUACUUAAAAAUCAUACAAUCUUUAGAUUCCAUUUCUCACAGUUGAAGUGUACCUAUGAUAAAAAUUACAGACCUCUACAUGCUUUGUAAGUAGGAAAACCUGAAAAAUCGGCAGUGUAUCAAAUACUUGUUCUCCCCACUGUAGGUUAAGAACUUUUGUGAAAGAGCACAGUUUGAAAGAUAUGGCAUAUAGAAGCAAACUGGAUGGACAUCAUGAAAAUGAUCGGAGAGGUUGAGGGUAGAGGAAGUUCAGGAGUAAAAACAAACAAAAUAGAACUAUUGUCAAAUUGACUGUGUCCAUAACAUUUAUAUAGGAUGUACAGUGGGGAGAACAAGUAUUUGAUACACUGCCGAUUUUGCAGGUUUUCCUACUUACAAGCAUGUAGAGGUCUGUAAUUUUUUAUCAUAGGUAACCAUCUGCACAACCAGUAAGAAUUCCGGCUCUCACAGACCUGUUAGUUUUUCUUUAAGAAGCCCUCCUGUUCUCCACUCAUUACCUGUAUUAACUGCACCUGUUUGAACUCGUUACCUGUAUAAAAGACACCUGUCCACACACUCAAUCAAACAGACUCCAACCUCUCCACAAUGGCCAAGACCAGAGAGCUGUGUAAGGACACCAGGGGUAAAAUUGUAGACCUGCACAAGGCUGGGAUGGGCUACAGGACAAUAGGCAAGCAGCUUGGUGAGAAGGCAACAACUGUUGGCGCUAUUAUUAGAAAAUGGAAGAAGUUCAAGAUGACGGUCAAUCACCCUCAGUCUGGGGCUCCAUGCAAGAUCUCACCUCGUGGGGCAUCAAUGAUCAUGAGGAAGGUGAGGGAUCAGCCCAGAACUACACGGCAGGACCUGGUCAAUGACCUGAAGAGAGCUGGGACCACAGUCUCAAAGAAAACCAUUAGUAACACACUACGCCGUCAUGGAUUAAAAUCCUGCAGGCACGCAAGGUCCCCAUGUUCAAGCCAGCGCAUGUCCAGGCCCGUUGAAGUUUGCCAUGACCAUCUGGAUGAUCCAGAGGAGGAAUGGGAGAAGGUAUGUGGUCUGAGUGAACAAAAAAGUGCUUUUGGUCUAAACUCCACUCGCCGUGUUUGGAGGAAGAAGAAGGCUGAGUACAACCCAAGAACACCAUCCCAACCGCGAAGCAUGGAGGUGGAAACAUCAUUCUUUGGGGAUGCUUUUCUGUAAAGGGGACAGGACGACUGCGCCGUAUUGAGGGGAGGAUGGCUGGGGCCAUGUAUUGCGAGUUAUUGGCCAACAACCUCCUUCCCUCAGUAAGAGCAUUGAAGAUGGGUCGUGGCUGGGUCUUCCAGCAUGACAACGACCCGAAACACACAGCCAGGGCAACUAAGGAGUGGCUCCGUAAGAAGCAUCUCAAGGUCCUGGAGUGGCCUAGCCAGUCUCCAGACCUGAACACAAUAGAAAAUCUUUGGAGGGAGCUGAAAGUACAUAUUGCCCAGCGACAGCCCCGAAACCUGAAGGAUCUGGAGAAGGUCUGUAUGGAGGAGUGGGCCAAAAUCCCUGCUGCAGUGUGUGCAAACCUGGUCAAGACCUACAGGAAACGUAUGAUCUCUGUAAUUGCAAACAAAGGUUUCUGUACCAAAUAUUUAAUUCUGCUUUUCUGAUGUAUCAAAUACUUAUGUCAUGCAAUAAAAUGCAAAGGAAUUACUUAAAAAUCAUACAAUGUGAUUUUCUGGAUUUUUGUUUUAGAUUCCGUCUCUCACAGUUUAAGUGUACCUAUGAUAAAAAUUACAGACCGCUACAUGCUUUGUAAGUAGGAAAACCUGCAAAAUCGGCAGUUUAUCAAAUACUUGUUCUCCCCACUGUAUAUGCUGGAAGUAGAGGCCUAAGCGUUGUUGUUCACUAGUUUACUCCAAUUAGGGAAGGGGUGGUGGGGUUAGAAAGUAAUAAUAAAAAAAUAAAAAAUAGGACUGAUGGUAGAGGCAGAUGACCCACUCGCCAUUGGAUCCUUACAAGGCACCCCAACCUACGUCCCCGAUAUCUCUGUCUCUUCUUUAUGCGAAUGAUGGGGAUUUGGGCCUUGUCGGGUGUCUGAAGUAAAUCCUUCACGUCCGACUCGUUAAAUAAAAAAUCUUCGUCCAGUAUGAGGUGAGUAAUUGCUGUCCUGAUAUCCAGAAGCUAUUUUCGGUCAUAAGAGAUGUUGGCAGAAACAUUAUGUACAAAAUAAAUUACAAAUAACGUGAAAAAACCACACACAAUAGCACAAUUGGUUAGGAGCCCUUAAAACGGCAGCCAUCUCCUCCGGAGGUUGUAGCAGGUCUCUUAUAACCUAACUGCAGGGCUUCCUAGCACCCAGGGAGCCAGACAAGUAUGGGUAUGGUUGACAUCGGCAAAGACUGGGACCUUUUUCAGGAUGAAAAGAAACGGGAUGGAGCUAAGCAGAGGUAAAAUCCUAGACGAAAACCUGCUUCAGUCUGCUUUCCACUAGACACUGGGAGAGGAAUUCGCCAUUCAACAGGACAAUAACCUACAACACAAACCCAAAUCUACACUGGAGUUGCUUACCAAGAAGACAGUGAAUGUUCCUGAGUGGCCAAGUUACAGUGUUGACUUCAAUCUGCUUGAAAAUCUAAGGAAGACUUGAAAAUUGCUGUCUAGCCAUGAUCCCCAACACCUUGACAGAGCUUGAAGAACUUUGAAAAGAAGAAUGGGCAAAUAUUGCACAAUACAGGUGUGCAAAGCUCUUAUGAGACUUGUCCAAGAAGACUCACAGCUGUAAUCGCUGCCAAAGGUGUGUGUGUGUGGGGGGGUGAAUACUUAUCCAAUCAAGGUAUAUUAUGGUUUUAUUUGUCAUUCAUCUUUUUAAAAUGUUAGAAUGUCUUCCACUUUGACAGAUUAUUUUGUGUAGAUCAUUGGGGGAAAAAAGACAAAUCAAUUUGAAUCCCAAUUUGUAACACAAUAAAAUGUAAACAAAUCCAAGGGGGUGUAGACUUUCCAUAGGCAGCUACGUUUAUUUUCACUUACAGUAGUUGCUUCAGCAUGACAGUCCUGGAAUUUUUUAAAGAAAUAGUUGGUGAGUUUUCUGAAAUCGUCUAGGCAAUUGGAGAAAGAACAAAAGACAAUCUUAGCGCUAUGAAGCCUUCACUAAGAUUGUUCUUCGUCCAUUGCCUACAAGCUUUCUCCCAAAGCUCAGCCAGGUUCUUCAUUUUCAAACGUUGUGUAAACUGUUACUGUAUCUUUGAUUGUUUUGCAGUUGUGAUCCAGGUCACACAGACCAGUGAUGUGAGUGUGAGACCCAGCAGGACAUGGGUACCAGCCUGGCCCUAGAGGCCCAGUACUGCCAGUGUGACGACACUAGCUGCAACCAUCACAACAGGGGAAGGAGUGGUCCAAAAAACAUCUCACUUCAGGACACUUCAUGUUGUGAGUUUCUAAAAGAAGUGGUGUAUAGAAUGUGGGUCUGAGAAGGAUGUUGUAGGAGCUUACUCAGUCGUUUAUCACUUAUUUUCUGUGACUGUUGGGGAAGAGCUAAGGUGACUGUAAUCUUUAGAUCACUGGUUCAAAUUUGUCUCGAAGGACCAAUCCCCAGCCUUUCACAUAGUGACCAAUGUUCCCUCGCGCAGCUUCCCUUGGACUGCCAUGCAGAAGCAAUGUCCGCCGCACAGAGAAGCAGGAGACUGAACUUCACUUACCUUUCUGGAGUUUCCCCUUUAGUUAACACUAUGAACGUUUCACUCUAUUGUUGGAAAUGUGAUCGAAUCAACCCAAUAUUAGCCACUUUCAAUGUAAUAUACCGAAACAAAACGAACUAUGCAAGACUUAGAAUGCAAAGAGAGAUUUUCUUGUAGGCAGAGCGCAUUGGAGUAGGAUGCUAUUGCAUUGACAGGCACGCUCAGGCCCAUAUUCGACACAGACCGGUGCGCCAUAACCAAUCAGAGCUGCAGUAGGCCUAUAUGCAAAUAGCCAUUGCCAUACAUGGAUCUGUGCCGUUCACUUUGAACUGGACUGUGUUUAGGAUACAGUAUGAGCGGUCCUUGUUUAGAGAUCAAAGUGAGAGCUGCAUGUAGUCACCUGUGCACAUUUGUUCAUAUUCUUUGCUAGUUAGUGAGUUAUUAGUCCAGUUAUAGCUAAUUUCUAGUCAACAAUGGGGGAGUGGUUGCUUCCUACAAGAGCACAAACAUUUAUUUAUUUUGAAAAGCGAGUCAGGUAAAGUGCUUUUUUUAUGUCUUAAAGGGGCAGUGUUGUAUUUUGAGACGGUCUUAAAUAAGCUAAGUAGCCAAUAGUUAGAGAGUAGUAUAAUUUGUCUAAUUCUCUGUAAUAAUGGUAUGGGAAUAUACAUAUAUUUUAUUUUGUAAAGUGGUUUCUUGCAUCAAACAACACAACAUUUUCAGUCACCUCCUUGUCUGAAGGACAAGUGGAUAAACAGGUUAAUGUCAAGCCCUGCAUGUUUUUUUUUUCAAAAGUCUCAUGGAAUGUAGGCCUACAUUGAACACCACACAUUGGCUGCUACUGUAGGCUUAAUGAUAGAACAGCUAAUUCCAUGUUAAAAUGUUAUGUGAUGCAUUUUUCUCCAUUGUUUUUGAUGGUAGGCCACUCUGGUAGGCCUACAUAAUGAUCAAAUAGCCAAAGUAGCCUACUUGGCCACUGUUAAAACUGUAACUUAAAGCAGGUACAGCCUCAGUGUUCACUGAUUUUGCACAGAAUUUUCACAACGUUCAAGUUUGCGCUCAGCUGACCUGAAAUUUACUCAGUGCCAAAAAUAAUUAGAGGGAACAUUGAUAGUGAACUUCGUCACAUUUUUUAUUGUUCUAUAUGCUAGAAUAGAUGCUAAAAUAAGUGACUAGGUUAUUGGUUGAUUGUAUGUCUAUGUACAAAAAAUAACUCUGCCUCCACCGGUCAUAUUCCAGGACAAUAUCGGUCUCGAAAGACCCUGAAAAAAAGCUUGAUAGGGUUUUAGUAGAAGUCUACAUUGAGUUGGAUGAUGAGUAAUGUCCCUAUAUGUGUUCUGUCUCCGUCUUUACAGGUAAUGGGAGGUGUGACUGUGGUACCUGUGAGUGUUACCAGAACUACACCGGUCCUGCGUGUGAAUGCUAUACUCUCACAGACCAGUGCCAGACACCAAGACUCUUCCUAGAGCUGGCCGCCUGGCCAAACUGAGCAAUCGAGGGAGAAGGGCCUUGGUCAGGGAGGUGACCAAAAACCCGAUGGUCACUCUGACAGAGCUCCAGAGACAACAAUCUCUGCAGCACUCCACCAAUCAGGCCUUGAUGGUAGAGUGGCCAGAUGGAAGCCACUACUCAGUAAAAGGCACAUGACAGCCCGCUUGGAGUUUGCCAAAAGGCACCUAAAGACUCUCAGACCAUCAGAAACAAGAUUCUCUGGUCUGAUGAAACCAAGAUUGAACUCUUCGGCCUGAAUGCCAAGUGUCACGUCUGGAGGAAACCUGGCACCCUCCCUACGGUGAAGCAUGGUGGUGGCAGCAUCAUGCUGUGGGGAUGUUUUUCAGCAGCAGGGACUGGGAGACCAGUCAGGAUCAAGGGAAAGAUGAAUGAAGCAAAGUACAGAGAGAUCCUUGAUGAAAACCUGCUCCAGAGCGCUCAGGACCUCAGACUGGGGCGACCCUAAGCACACAGCCAAGACAACGCAGGAGUGACUUCGGGACAAGACUCUGAACGUCCUUGAGUGGCCCAGCCAGAGCCUGGACUUGAACCCGAUCAAACAUUUCUGGAGAGACCUGAAAAUAGCUGUGCAGCGACGCUCCCCAUCCAACCUGACAGAGCUUGAGAGGAUCUGCAGAGAAGAAUAUGAGAAACUCCACAAAUACAGGUGUGCCAAGCUUGUAGCGUCAUACCCAAGAAGACUUGAGGCUGUAAUCGCUCUGACGCUUCUCGGAAGUGGCAGGGCUUGCAAACUAUCAUGGAUUACAAAGGGAAACCCAGCCACGAGCUGCCAAGUGACAUGAGCCUACCAGACGAGCUAAAUGCCAUCUAUGCUUUCUUCGAGGCAAUCAACACUGAACAAUGCGUGAGCAUCAGCUGUUCCGGAAGACUGUGUGAUCACACUCUCCGUAGCAGAUGUGAGUAAGAGCUUUAAACAGGUUAACAUUCACAAAGGCUGCAGGGCCAGACGGAUUACCAGGACGCGUACUCAGAGCAUGCGCUAACCAGCUGGCAAGUGCCUUCAGUGACAUUUUCAACCUCAAGCAGACCACCAUAGUCUGUGCCCAAGAACGCCAAGGUAACCUGUCUAAAUGACUAUCGCCCCGUAGCGCUCAUAUCUGUAGCCAUGAAAUGCUUUGAAAGGCUGGUCAUGGCUCACAAUCAACACCAUCAUCCCAGACACCCUGGACCCCCUCCAAUUCGCAUACUGCCCGAACAGAACCACAGAUGACGUAAUCUCUAUUGCACUCCACACUGCCCUUUCCCAAUUGGACAAAAGGAACACCUAUGUGAGAAUGCUGUUCAUUGACUACAGCUCAGCGUUCAACACCAUAGUGCCCUCGAAGCUCUUCACUAAGCUAAGGUCCCUGGGACUGAACACCUUCUGCAACUGGAUCCUGGACUUCCUGUCGGGACAACCCCAGGUGGUGAUGGUAGGCAACAACACAUCUGCCACGCUGCCCCUCAACACGGGGGACCCUCAGGGGUGUGUACUUAGUCCCCUCCUGUACUCCCUGUUCACCCACGAUUGUAUUGCCACGCAAGACUCCAACACCAUCAAUAAGUUUGCAGACGACGAUGAGACAGCCUAUAGGGAGGAGGUCAGAGACCUGGCAGUGUGGUGACAGGUCAACAACCUCUCCCUCAAUGUUAGUAAGACAAAGGAGCUGAUCGUGGAAUUCAGGAAACGGAGGGCUGAGCACGCCCCUAUUCACAUCGACAGGGUUGUAGUGGUGCAGUGGUCUAAGGCACUGCAUCGCAGUGCUAGCUGUGCCACUAGAGAUCCUGGUUCGAGUCCAGGCUCUGUCGCAGCCGGCCACGACCGGGAGACCCAUGGGCGGCGCACAAUUGGCCCAGCGUCGUCCAAGGUACGGGAGGGUUUGGCCGGCAGGGAUGUGGGUUCGUUUCCCACGGGGGGCCAGUAUGAAAAAACAAAACAAAAAAAAAGUCUGCAUUCACUAACUGUAAGUCGCUCUGGAUAAGAGUGUAUGCUAAAUGACUAAAAUGUAAAUGUAGUGGAGCAGGUCAAGAGCUUCAAGUUCCUCGGUGUCCACAUCACUAAGGAUCUAUCAUGGUCCAACCACACCAACACAGUCGUUAAGAGGGCACGACAACGCCACUUCCCCCUCAGGAGGCUGAAAAGUUUUGGCAUGGGCCCUCAGAUUCUCAAAAAGUUUGACUACCACAUCAUCGAGAGCAUCUUGACUGGCUGCAUCACCGCUUGGUAUGACAACUGCUUGGCAUCCGACCGCAAGGCGCUACAGAGGGUAGUGCGUAUGGCCCAGCACAUCACUGGGGCUGAGCUUCCUGCCAUCCAGGACCUUUAUACCAGGCGGUGUCAGAGGAAGGACCAAAAAAUUGUCAAAGACUCCAGCCACCCAAUCCACAGACUGUUCUCUCUGCUACCGCACAGCAUGCGGUACCAAUACACCAAGUCUGGAACCAACAGGACCCCUGAAUAUCAUCUUUAUCAUGACCAUCGGUGCGAGGAUCAGGCUCCAAGAUCUUCACCACACCUGCCACCUCCGGUAAUUCUCCCUCAUUCUCUUCCAUUUCACCUCCAGAACUCACUCAGUACGGCUCACUCUGUACUUGACACCAAUCUUCCUCGACACAACUUCUCCCUUGUUGUUGCUCACUUCAUCGGAUUCAAACUCAACAUCUGCUUUCUUUACUCUCUUUAUCUUCUUCUUUUCCCGCAGUGCCUCCAAGUUCCCCGGGAGCACGACACAGCCAUAACCCCCUAUAAAGUGCAUUCUUCCCAGAUC